Messenger RNA from Calidris pugnax (ruff), 403 nucleotides. RefSeq names its product prothymosin, alpha (gene PTMA). The record is from RefSeq and is a predicted model, not a curated record. Gene Ontology annotation, cellular component: nucleus. The transcript has 4 exons. Gene Ontology annotation, molecular function: histone binding. Gene Ontology annotation, biological process: negative regulation of apoptotic process; positive regulation of transcription by RNA polymerase II. Bases 16 to 351 code for a protein of 111 amino acids. NCBI's taxonomy places the organism in Eukaryota, Metazoa, Chordata, Aves, Charadriiformes, Scolopacidae.
UCUGCAGCUUCUCUGAUGCAGGCAUCUGGAAUCAGGGUGACUUCUCUGCUUUUCUGCUCCUUCCAGGAUCUAAAAGAGAAGAAGGAAGUUGUUGAAGAAACAGAAAAUGGCAGAGAUGCACCGGCCAACGGCAACGCUGAGAACGAGGAAAAUGGAGAGCAGGAGGCCGACAACGAAGUAGACGAAGAGGAAGAGGAAGGUGGCGAGGAAGAGGACGAGGAGGAAGAAGGUGAGGAGGAGGACGGUGAUGAAGACGACGAAGCUGAGGGAGCCACAGGCAAACGGGCAGCUGAGGACGAUGAGGAUGACGACGUCGAUCCCAAGAAGCAGAAAACCGACGAAGAUGACUAGGCAGCAAAUUAUUAUUAUUUUUUUUUUUUAAAUAAGGAGGAAAACAAACCAA